This is a messenger RNA of Boleophthalmus pectinirostris (great blue-spotted mudskipper), 4014 nucleotides long. RefSeq names its product protocadherin 11 (gene pcdh11). The record is from RefSeq and is a predicted model, not a curated record. Gene Ontology annotation, cellular component: plasma membrane. The transcript has 6 exons. Gene Ontology annotation, biological process: homophilic cell-cell adhesion. The coding region runs from base 1 to 3810 and encodes 1269 amino acids. Gene Ontology annotation, molecular function: calcium ion binding. Lineage: Eukaryota; Metazoa; Chordata; Actinopteri; Gobiiformes; Gobiidae.
AUGGACUUGGCGAGACAGGCCCAUGUGCUGGUGGCUCUACUCACCUGCACGUUUCUACUAUGUGGGGCCCAGGAAAAGGACUACACAGUCAAGGAGGAGCAGCCAGAAAAUGUCCGGAUCGGUAACCUCCGCAAGGACCUGGACCUCAACUUGGACCCCAACAUCCGGCUGUCCUCCCCGCUGCAGUUCAAGCCUGUGUACAAGACAGGCGAUGUGCCUUUGGUGAGGGUGGAGGCCAACACCGGGGAGAUAUUCACCACCAAUCACAGGAUCGACCGGGAGAAACUGUGCUCAGGGGUGUUUGCCGAGAAACGCUGCUACUACGAGAUCGAGGUUGCGGUGCUGCCUGACGAGAUUUUCCGGCUGGUGAAGAUCCGCUUUCUGAUUGAGGACGUGAACGACAAUGCGCCACUCUUCCAGUCCACAGUCAUCAACAUCUCCAUACCCGAAAACACUGCCAUCAACUCCAGAUACCCCGUGCCCUCGGCGUUUGACCCGGAUGUGGGGCUCAAUGGCAUUCAGCACUAUGAACUGGUCAAGAGUGUGAGCGAGUUUGGCCUGGACAUCAUUGAAACACCAGAAGGGGACAAGUGGCCACAGCUUAUUGUGCAGCAGAACUUGGACCGUGAGCAGAAAGACACGUUUGUCAUGAAAAUAAAGGUGGAAGAUGGUGGCAGCCCUCCCAAGUCUAGCACAGCCAUCCUCCAGGUCACCAUCUCUGACGUCAACGACAAUCGGCCCAUUUUCAAGGACAGUGAGCUGGAGGUCAUGGUCCCAGAGAAUGCCCCUACAGGAACUUCAGUGGUGCAGCUCCAUGCCUCAGACGCAGACAUGGGAACCAACGCACAAAUCCACUUCGCCUUCAGCAACCAAAUCUCUGCCUCCACCCGCCGACACUUUGCAAUCGACAGCACGACAGGACUUAUCACUGUGAAGCAGCCACUGGACAGAGAGGUCACCCCUGUCCACAAACUCAUCAUCUUGGCUAGUGAUGGCAGCUCCACCCCCUCCCGCGCCACUGUCAUUGUUAAUGUUACAGAUGUAAAUGACAACGUCCCAUCUAUAGACACUCGCUAUAUCAUCAACCUUGUUAAUGGGACUGUGCUGCUGUCUGAGAACGCUCCACUCAACACCAAAAUAGCUCUAAUUACUGUUACAGACAAAGACGCUGAUCUCUAUGGGAAAGUUGCUUGUUACACUGACCAUGAUGUUCCCUUUCGGUUGAAGCCCGUCUUCAAUGAUCAGUUCUUACUAGAAACAGCUGCCCCCCUCGAUUAUGAGACGACAAGAGAAUAUGCAAUUAAGAUAGUAGCUUCGGAUAGGGGUACGCCUCCUUUGAACACUUCUGCUAUGCUUUUAAUUAAAAUCAAGGAUGAGAACGACAAUGCACCCAUCUUCCCCCAGCCAGAGAUUCAACUUUCUAUUCCUGAGAACAACGACCCCUCCACACAGUUAAUAAAAAUCAGCGCUACGGAUGCUGACAGUGGACAUAAUGCUGAGAUUAUUUACACUCUCGGCCCUGACGCUCCUGACGGCUUUAACAUUGACAGACGAUCAGGAAUCCUCUCGGUUGGCAAGAGACUGGACAGAGAGAAGCAGGAGAGGUACUCAUUCACUGUCAUAGCCAGAGACAAUGGGUCCACGUCCCUGCAGAGCAAUGUCACAGUAAGGCUAAUCGUCCAAGACCUUAAUGACAACAACCCGGCUUUCACUCACCCAGAGUACAACUUCUAUGUGCCUGAGAACCUGCCCCUCUAUGGAACUGUGGGUUUAAUCACAGUGACAGACGCAGAUGCUGGGGAUAAUUCUGUAGUAACCCUGUCCAUUUUGAACAGCAAAGAUAAUUUCAUCAUCGACCCACAAACUGGCGUUAUUAAACCUAAUAUUACCUUUGACAGGGAGCAGCAAAGCUCUUAUACAUUUAUGGUCAAGGCUGUGGAUGGGGGCCAACCUCCCAGCUCCUCCUACGCCAAGGUCACCAUUAACGUAGUGGAUGUAAAUGACAAUCGGCCUGUAUUUGUCAUCCCAUCCUCCAAUUACUCGUAUGACCUGGUACGAACCGCCACCACCCCCGGCGCCGUGGUCACCAGGGUGUUUGCUAUUGACAAUGACACAGGGAUGAACGCAGAGCUGCACUACAGUAUCAUCAGUAGUAUCAUCAUCACAUCCAGGGUCUCUCCACGAGGCCUUUUUGCCAUUGAUAAAACAACAGGUAACAUUACACUGCAGGAGAAAAUAGUGCCGGCCGACCUGGGACUGCAUAGACUGGUAGUCAAGGUCAAGGAUCUGGGCCAACCUGAGUCGUUACAUGCUAUUGCACUUGUUCACCUGUUUGUCAAUGACUCUGUGUCAAAUGCCACCUUUAUACAAGAGCAGCUGAGAAAAAGCAUGGAGACACCCUUGGACCGUAACAUAGGAGACAAUGAAGAAAUGCCUCAAGCCAAUGGAUAUGUUAUUGUUGUCAUAGCGAUCAUAGCGGGCACCAUGACUGUCAUCUUAGUGAUAUUUGUGACUGCUUUGGUGCGCUGCCGGCAGACCCCUAGACACAAGGUGGUGCAGAAGGGCAAACAGAGUGGCGAGUGGGUGUCACCUAACCAGGAGAAUCGGCAGAUCAAGAAGAAGAAGAAGAGGAAGAAGCGCUCCCCAAAAAGUCUCCUUCUGAACUUUGUCACCAUAGACGAAUCCAAGCCUGACGACCCCACACAUGAGCACGUCAAUGGCACUCUGGAUCUGCCCGUGGAGCUGGAGGAGCAGACCAUGGGGAAGUACAACUGGGCCACCACUCCCACCACCUUUAAACCGGACAGCCCCGACUUAGCCAAGCAUUACAAAUCCGCAUCCCCUCAGCCCACUUUUCAAAUCAAACCUGAGACUCCUGUAGCCCCAAAGAAGCACCACGUGAUCCAGGAGCUCCCACUGGACAACACUUUUGUGGUGGGCUGCGACUCGCUCUCCAAGUGCUCGUCCACCAGCUCUGACCCCUACAGUGUGUCGGAAUGUGGCUGUCAGGGGGGAUUCAAGACCGCAGGGCAGAUCACCACCCGACAGAACUCGGCCCAGACACCAGACAAGUCUUUCAACUCGCCACCCCCAAUUUGUCCUCAUAAGGAGGCCUGUCAACUCAGCAAGAUCUCGUCUGUCAAUACUCAGCGCCGUGUGACCUUUCACCUCCCCGAUGGCUCUCAGGAGAGCUGCAGUGACAGUGGGCUGGGCGACCCUGAGCCCAGCAGUGCCACCAGCACUGGUCAGCCUCUGCCCCUCAGCUUCACCCAGGACGAGUACUACGAACAGACCUCUCCCAACAGCCGCACCGAGGGGGACGGCAACUCCGACCCUGAGUCCACCAUUGAGGUGAACCUGCAGAAAGCCCUGGCCGAAGCCUCUGAGACAUGCACCCAGGAGUGUUUGAUCCUGGGCCACUCCGACAGCUGCUGGAUGCCGCCCGCUCUGGCCCACUUCCAGAGCCCUGUGAGCGGCUCCCCGGCCUCCACCCCCACCACCACCUCCACCGGCACCUCUGCCCCCGACCCCCUGCACUCCUUCGGCUUCCAGAGCUGCCCGCGCGGAGCCAGCAAAGCUAACCUGGUCAGCUUUGGGCUCAUGGACGGUCGGCACACUCUGGGUCGAUCCGUGCCCAAAAGAAACGAUGAUCUAGACAAAGGAAUGAACCGCCCGCAGUUCUACAACACUCUGGACAGACACUGUAAGAAAGAGGAGCCUGUUAAGGUCAUCCCUUUGGCUAGCUUCUCGUCUCCAGGGCAACAGACCGGAGGAGGAAGUGGAUCCUUCUUACACGAGCACCAGCUGUAAAAAGAGAUAAAUAUUGCAUCUCCAAAUAUAUAGGCACCGUCCACAGUGACUUUAUGAUCUGAAUGUGUGGAGGUAUUUUGUUGAACCAGCUCACUCCCAAUGUCCUCAAAAUACACAGCACUCAAUACGUUUAAAUAAAACAAACUACACACAGUUGAUGAUGCACCAAAGUACUUAUAUUUCACAUGAAAAUUAAACAAAAAA